Molecule: messenger RNA, 1231 nt
Organism: Camellia sinensis
Lineage: Eukaryota; Viridiplantae; Streptophyta; Magnoliopsida; Ericales; Theaceae
Source: RefSeq, a predicted model, not a curated record
UCCUACAUUUAUACAUAGAAUUGGUGGGCAGAGACAGAGACAGAGACAGACACAGAGAAACAUGGACGGAAAUGAUGAUGAUGAUAAACAGGUCCAGUGGUCUACACUUCCGAAAGAUGUGAUACCCAUUCUCAGCAACCGCCUCGAAACUCGCAUCGACCUCCUCCGCUUCCGCUCCGUCUGUCGCUCAUGGCGCUCCUCCUCCGCCGCCUCUCUCUCUUCACCUCCUCUCUCUCUCCCCAACCUCCCUUUCCCCUUCUCUCCCCUCGCCGCCGACCCCCGCCGUGGCACCUUCACCGCCGCCGCAACCACCGUCUUCCUCCUCCAACCGUUCGACGAAAUUCCCCACAGAACUACUUCCCACUAUCUAAUCAAGGUCGAAGAAGAUGCCAAAACCCGUCUCGUCUGUCCAGUCUCGGACCUGGUCCAAACCCGUUUUCCCGCUGGGUUUCCGAAAGAAGUCAAUUUAUUGGAGUUUCGCAUAUCUCAAGUUCACAAUUCCUACACAUUUCGAAACCUCGAGCUAUUGAAUUGUAAGCCAAUCGAAGCUGGGCUUCCAUUUGUGAAGAAAAUUGUUGUUCUGGGUUCGAACCCAGAUAGUAGAAUCGUUGUUGUGGUGUAUGAGAUGUGGGAUUUGGAUGGAAGAUUGGCUAUGUUGAGAGUUGGAGACGAUUCAUGGACUCCAAUUCAUACCCGACACUUUGUUUGUGAUGAUGUUAUAGUCUAUAAAGGGAAUUUCUACACUGUUGAUCGAUCAGGCAGAGCUUUCGUGCUCGGCCCGAAUAUGAAUUUGAUUGAAAUUGCGCCACCGCCAACAAAUGAAAAUGGGAAGAAGAAGAAGAAGCAUUUGGUUGAGUCCAUUGGUGAUCUGCUUUUGGUUGAUAAGUAUUUUGAAUUACACGAAAGGAAUGUUUUUUACUACAAAGAUGGGAAAGAGAGGGUUAAGAGUAGUAAUCGUGAAAUGGUGUCUGAAAUGAGAGUUUAUAGGUUGAAUGUAGAUGAACAUAGAUGGGUUGAGCUGAGAAGCCUCGAAGAUCAGAUUUUGUUUGUGGGUGAUGAUUGUUCCUACUCUGUUUCGGCUAGGGACUUCUUGAAUGUGUUCUUGGUGGUUUUCAUGGAAAUUAUUGUUGUUUAUCAGAAUAACAACAACACUAGAAGAGAUACUGGUGCAAAGAAGGCUAUAGAAUUCGUUAUGACCAGAAAUGUUCUGAUGAGAUUAUCUCAAAUAUAG